This is a messenger RNA of Penicillium taxi, 1998 nucleotides long. RefSeq names its product SURP domain-containing protein. Gene Ontology annotation, cellular component: nucleus. Bases 1 to 1998 code for a protein of 665 amino acids. Gene Ontology annotation, biological process: RNA processing. Lineage: Eukaryota; Fungi; Ascomycota; Eurotiomycetes; Eurotiales; Aspergillaceae. The record is from RefSeq and is a predicted model, not a curated record. The transcript has a single exon. Gene Ontology annotation, molecular function: RNA binding.
AUGGAUGAUAGGCAGGCCAAGCGUGCCAAGCCCUCUGCGCCCAAGAAGUCGGUGUUCGAGCGACAUAAAGAUGAGGUUGAAGCUAAACGCGCCCGAGACCAGGCAGACGCUGACGCCGCUCUUGAUGAUUUUGCCAAGUAUUUUGAUGUCGACACACCGAAAGAUGCUCCCCAGUCCUUUGGAGGUAAUACUCGUCCACCACGCCCAAAUGUCCCAGGACAGCGCCAUUUCGCGAACAACGCUUUUCGUAGUAGUGGCCCGGGUACACUACAACAAUCGUCGUCGGAAUAUUCAUCUCGAAAGCGGAAUCAUGAAGGCUUUGUGCCCCAACAUUCGCGACACUCUGCACCGGAGCAGCACAAACCAUCUCUGUUGAUGACGUCGCUUCCUCCUGGUACAUCAACCUCUUUUGUCAAGUCGUUGAUUCCUUCUUUGCGCGUGGAUAAUGUGAAGAUAUUUCCUCCAGAAAGGUCACACCCAACGGACAAAAAAUCAGUGUCUGCGAUAGUAUCUCUUGCCAGUGAUUCGUCCACCGCCGAUCUGGACAGCGCAUCGAGCGCGCUCCAGAAUAAAUAUCUUGGCCGAGGCUAUCAUCUAUCUGUCUCAAGACACCUCUCUUCCACUUCAAUCAAAUCAACACUAGAUUUGCACUCUACUCCCUCGCUCCCUUUCGGAGCCAAGGAAACCCAAUCGGGUUAUGGAGCGAGCCGAGUACCUACACGACAUGGGGGAUUUGCACCUCCAGCCUCCUAUGGACCAAACUUGACCAGACGCGGUCCAUCUUCACAAGUGGACGUCAAAAUUCCCGAAGAUAUCAAACAGGUUCAAAUCAUUCACAAGACAAUUGAGAAUGUCCUUAAAUAUGGAGCUGAGUUCGAAGCUUUGUUGAUGAGUCGGUCGGAAAUUAAGACAAAUGAGAAGUGGGCAUGGCUAUAUGAUGCCCGGAGUGCCGAGGGUGUCUACUAUCGUUGGAGGCUACACCAGACUGUUACUAAUUCUGGAGCCCACUUUAGUCGGGCGAGAGGUCGGACUUCGUCUACCAUAUUUGCUGGCGAAGCAGAUUGGCUAUCCCCUGAGAAUUAUCUCGAGUACGAGUUUACCACUGAUAUUGCAGAAUUCAUUUCUGACAAGGAUUAUGACUCCUCUGAUGAGGACGACUUGGAUGGCGAAGAAAGUAGGCCAAAGUUCGGAGGGGCUCCCCAAAAAGGAGAUGGAGCAAAUGAGCACAACCAAUGGAUUGGCCCUCUUGGAAAGGCAAAGCUCACCCAUCUACUUGCUCGAUUGCCGACUUCUCAAGCACGGCUUCGACGAGGUGAUGUUGCUCGCAUCACGGCUUUCGCCAUUGAGCACGCUCAAUAUGGUGCAGCCGAAAUCGUUAACAUGAUUUUGUUGAAUUUACGAAGCCCGUUGGCUUUUACUAGCGCUAAUCCCAACCGUGCGGAGAAAAGCGACAAUGACAGCGUGAAAGAUAUUUCUCCAGCUAAAUUAGUUGGUCUCUAUGUCAUUUCUGAUAUUAUUUCAUCAUGUGCGACGAGCGGCAUUCGUCACGCAUGGAGGUAUCGCACACUGUUUGAAGCUGCUAUCCGAGAAAACAAGGUUUUUGAGCAUCUUGGUCGACUCUCAAAAGAUCUCAAGUGGGGAAGGUUGAAGUCAGAGAACUGGAAACGCAGUGUGCAGGGCAUUCUCCGCAUGUGGGAUGAUAGUUCUGCAUUUACUCAUAUCAACCAUGAGUAUUUCGUCCAAACGUUUAACAAACCACCUCUCACUGAAGAAGAGCUACACGAGUUGGAAGAGGCGAAGAAAGCGGCAGCACUGGAUAAGUCACUAUCUAAUACCAAGGGCCGGUGGAUCACCAGUGGCUUCAAGCCUGCAACCGGUCGGUUAGCUAUCGUUCAUGCUGGUGUGAGCUACAACGGUGGCCUCUUAAUUGAGGGUAGUGAUGGGAUUUCGGUUUCAACCCAGGAUAUUGGCAUUGAUCUCGACUGCGCACCUUGCUGA